GUUAAAAAAAUGACUUUAAUUUAGUUAUAAUAAAAUUAAACACAAAAAAUGGCUGAUGCAGAGGAUUUUGCCGGAUUGGAUUUAGAGACAUACAGUCCAUUUGCAAUUAGAAAUAAUUUGGGUGUUGUUGAUUAUUGUCGUGCAUUCUUGGCUGUUGUAUCAGGAUCUGCAGCAGGAAUCCUUGGUUUGACUGGUUUAAAUGGAUUUGUUUUUUACAUUCUUGUAUCGUUCCUAAUGUCAGUUUUGCUUGGUUUAAAAACACAAUCAAAAAGUGAACGAUAUUUUGUUAGUAAAUGGCAUUUGCUUACAAAUGGUGUAUUUGGGGAACUAUUUACUUAUUUACUUGUCUGGACAUUUAUGUAUGGCAUGAUACAUGUGUUUUAAAAAUGUA
Molecule: messenger RNA, 391 nt
Organism: Hydra vulgaris (swiftwater hydra)
Lineage: Eukaryota; Metazoa; Cnidaria; Hydrozoa; Anthoathecata; Hydridae
Source: RefSeq, a predicted model, not a curated record